This is a messenger RNA of Agrilus planipennis (emerald ash borer), 1794 nucleotides long. RefSeq names its product LIM/homeobox protein Lhx9-like (gene Ap). Gene Ontology annotation, biological process: neuron differentiation; regulation of transcription by RNA polymerase II. Gene Ontology annotation, cellular component: nucleus. The record is from RefSeq and is a predicted model, not a curated record. The transcript has 6 exons. Gene Ontology annotation, molecular function: RNA polymerase II transcription regulatory region sequence-specific DNA binding; DNA-binding transcription factor activity, RNA polymerase II-specific. Bases 490 to 1587 code for a protein of 365 amino acids. NCBI's taxonomy places the organism in Eukaryota, Metazoa, Arthropoda, Insecta, Coleoptera, Buprestidae.
UCCCGUCUCUGCUCUGUCGGCCGGAGCCAGAACUACUGUCAGUGCUAGUGCAAUUAGUGCCGUAUAAAUUGACGUUUGGCUGUUUAUGGACUUUGCACGAUGACGAGAUGAAUAGGAAGCCGAUUGGAAACCAAAUCUUUGGUUGUUUCUUGAGUAAAUUACCUCAUCACUAUAAAACAAUUACACACAAAAUGGGAUCGUUACUUUUCUUCUUUUGAGAAUCGGAUUAAAAUAGCGAGUGUACUGUGACAUAUUAAAUACGGUAAAUUACCAUGAACUAUUUAAUUAAUUGGUUAUAUAAAAAUACCUUACAAUAUAGUGGAAGAUUAAAGGAACUUAAAAGGUUUCGAAGGUUUGUUGUUUUUGUUUGUACCUAAGGACUUUUUGACUUUUAAAUCAAUAUUCCUGUACAUCUGUAGAAUCAACAGGAACUAGUUUAAAAAAUUAGACAAAAUAGUGCAAUUUUCGGGUAGUGCUCUAAAUGAUAACAUGCUAAAAGAACGCGACUCGUUGGAUGGUCACCAUAACAACGGAGCGUCGUCUCCUUGUUCCAGUUUAAGAGGACCUAGUGGUGCUGUGAUAUGUGCAGCGUGCAGGGACCGCAUCCAUGACCGAUAUUACCUCUUGGCGGUGGACAGGCAAUGGCAUGCCCACUGCCUCAAGUGCUCCGAAUGUAAAUUACCCCUGGACUCCGAAGUCACGUGUUUUGCCCGUGAGGGUAACAUUUAUUGCAAAGAAGACUACUAUCGUUUGUACGGUGUAACAAGAUGUGCUCGUUGCCAUGCUGGUAUAACUUCAAACGCGUUGGUAAUGAGAGCAAGAGACCUAGUUUACCACAUAAACUGUUUUUACUGUACUUCUUGCGGAAUACCAUUGUCAAAAGGGGAUCACUUUGGAAUGAAAGCAGGACUUAUAUAUUGCAGGCCACAUUAUGAACUUUUAGAAUACUGUGAACCAAGAGACCUCUUUCGAAGAAGCGAAUCUCCUGGUUCGGGUUAUUUUUCUCCUGUAGCAACACAAAAUCAAAAGGGAAGACCGAGGAAAAGAAAAUUCGGUCCAGAACUCGAUCCCACCUGUGGCGAACUUUCAGUCGUCCCUAUGCGAAUGACUGCAGCAGCUUUAGAAAUAAUGCAUCAGUCGGAGAUGCCGUCUUCGAUCGAUCCGUUAUCGUACGACUCGUCGGUGUCCUCGCCCGCUUCCAGUACCGGUCAUCAGACCCAGCGGACGAAGAGAAUGAGGACGUCGUUCAAACAUCACCAGCUCCGCACAAUGAAAUCGUAUUUUGCCAUCAAUCAGAAUCCAGACGCGAAAGAUCUUAAACAACUUGCUCAGAAAACCGGACUUUCGAAAAGAGUUCUUCAAGUGUGGUUCCAAAAUGCGAGAGCAAAAUGGAGAAGAAAUAUGAUGCGUCAAGAGGGAGGUCACGGCGGUAGUACAGCAACCCCCCAGAACGGCACCAGUACACCGUCAGUCUCGUCAGUUUUAUCGGAUGCAAACAGCUUAUCAAACCAGUCAGGAAUGGACGAGUUACACCACCAUUUGCAUUCUCAAAACGGUCAAACGCUAACAUUCAGCGACAUCUACUGAUCCGAUGUCACUGCACGUUAAUCGUUGAAGCAUCUAAAUGUGUCUGAUUUAAAGUAUUUUCACAACAUGUUCCUUAGUAGUUUUAUAAGAGUUGGUUUAUUUAUUUCAUUGUUUCGAGUACAAGAUUAAAUAUGCUGAUAUAACGUAUUAGAGACGUACAACAAAGUGUACAGAUUGCGCUAUUGACGUGGAUAAUGUACCUAGUAG